ACAAUCAAACGGACGUUUGUCCAUUGCUCGAACCUCUGUGCCUAUGCAAUUUUUCCGGUCGAGGUGAUGCUGUCGUGCGCCUGCGAGAUUACUCGGGUGGAAUUGUCAUCCGCAAGGCAUUCGCUACGCUCCAACCGAGUGCACUGUCGCUUACCACGGAGGAAAUUUCCCGCUGGUGACGACGCUUUCGUGGAUCAUGGGGGGUUUCUUGUUUCUUGAAGUGGUGACCAGCUGAUGGAAGCUGAGGGUGGUGCAGUGAAACGCAAGGAAGAUUUCUUUUUGUGUGGUUUUUUGUGGUUGGGGGUUUGGAAAGAAUCAUGGGUUCUUCUGGGAAAGGCUGCAGCAACAGUUUUGAUUACUCGUUCAAGAUAUUGGUGACUGGGGAUUCGGGUGUUGGCAAGAGCAGCCUUCUCCUCAGCUUCAUCUCUAAUUCUGUUCAUGAUCCUUCUCCUACCAUUGGACUGGGAUCUCUCUGGCUUUACUUCUUAUGUCCCGUAUUGCAAUCAGGUGUGGACUUUAAGAUCAAGCUUUUGACUGUUGGAGGCAAGAGAUUGAAGCUUACAAUCUGGGAUACUGCUGGACAAGAGAGGUUUGGGACGUUGACGAGCUCAUAUUAUAGAGGGGCACACGGAAUUAUAUUGGUUUAUGACGUGACACGGCGAGAGACUUUCACAAAUUUGUCUGAUAUAUGGGCGAAAGAAGUGGAUCUUUACUCUACAGAUCAGGACUGUAUCAGAAUCUUAGUUGGGAAUAAGGUUGAUAAGGAGAGUGAAAGGGCUGUAACAAGGGAAGAAGGAAGAGAUCUAGCUCAAAGACAUAGAUGUUCGUUUCUUGAAUGUAGCGCAAAAACUAGAGAGAACGUCAAUCAAUGCUUCAAGGAGCUUAUACAGAAGAUGAUGGAGGUGCCUAGUAUACUAGAGAAGGGAUCUGUGGCAGUGAAGAAGCAAAUCCUGAAACAGAAAGAACUGGAUCAACCGCCUCACCAAAGCAGCUGCUGUUCGUAGAUAGAAUUUUUUGGCAAACAAAAACAAAUAGGUGAUAUAGAAUCGAUACACAUGUUGAACAGAAGAUUUACCGUUGCAGGUACAUUGUAAAUCUGGUGGUAUAGGUAUAGGUAUAGGUAUAUUUUCAGAGUCUGUUGAUCUAUUGCUGUGCUAUAUUUAUGUUUUGUAAAUAAAAAAGGUUUUAUUAUUCAUAA
Molecule: messenger RNA, 1198 nt
Organism: Eucalyptus grandis
Lineage: Eukaryota; Viridiplantae; Streptophyta; Magnoliopsida; Myrtales; Myrtaceae
Product: ras-related protein RABC2a
Exons: 7
Coding region: 318-1004 (228 amino acids)
Molecular function (GO): GTPase activity; GTP binding
Source: RefSeq, a predicted model, not a curated record